Messenger RNA from Neoarthrinium moseri, 684 nucleotides. RefSeq lists its product as uncharacterized. The coding region runs from base 1 to 684 and encodes 227 amino acids. The transcript is spliced from 2 exons. Lineage: Eukaryota; Fungi; Ascomycota; Sordariomycetes; Amphisphaeriales; Apiosporaceae. The record is from RefSeq and is a predicted model, not a curated record.
AUGGCGGCCUUCAAACCAGCACUGAUCGUGGUCGACUUCCAAGAGGACUUUUGUCCGCCAAACGGUUCCCUGGCGGUGCAAGGUGGCAGAGACAUCGCAGAUUCUGUGAAUGCGCUGCUCUCGCUCCCAUUUGUACUCAAGAUUGCAACGAAGGACUGGCACCCGCCGUCGCACGUCUCGUUUGCAGCAAACCAUGAUGGCAAGCAGCCCUUUACGGAUUACAUUACGAUAACCAACCCGGCCAAUUCCAAUGAGACCUAUGAGACUCGUCUCUGGCCUGUCCACUGUGUGCAAGGCACUCCAGGAGCGGAACUAGUCCCUGAAUUGGAGGCGGGCAAGGUUGAUAAGAUCAUUGAGAAGGGACAAGACGACCGGGUGGAAAUGUACAGCCCGUUCUACGACCCGUUUCAGGAGCCGAGGGGGUGUGACAGCGGACUGGCGGGCACGCUGAAAGACGCGGGCGUGACUGAUGUCUACGUUGUGGGACUGGCUGCCGACUACUGCGUGUUGAACUGCGCCGUGGACGCUGCAAAGGAGGGCUUCGAGACAUUCAUCGUUGACGAAGGCACGCGGGCAGUGGACCCGGAGGGCUGGCCGAAGGUUCGCCAGGGGCUUGAGGGCAAAGGUGUCAAGGUCGUGAGCAUGGAAAGUGCUGCAGUUCAGAGACUGAUGACGGCAUUCUAA